Capsicum annuum is the source of this 1830-nucleotide messenger RNA. Its product is annotated as xanthotoxin 5-hydroxylase CYP82C4. The record is from RefSeq and is a predicted model, not a curated record. Gene Ontology annotation, molecular function: monooxygenase activity; heme binding; oxidoreductase activity, acting on paired donors, with incorporation or reduction of molecular oxygen. NCBI's taxonomy places the organism in Eukaryota, Viridiplantae, Streptophyta, Magnoliopsida, Solanales, Solanaceae. The transcript is spliced from 2 exons. The coding region runs from base 143 to 1708 and encodes 521 amino acids. Gene Ontology annotation, biological process: defense response to other organism.
AAAUCUGAAAUGUUUCUACCCCAUUUCCAUUAUAAAUACGGCUAUCUGAUCUCGACCAUUAAUAAUAACCUCAAUAGGUUCUAAAAUUUGACGCAAAGCUUCCCAUUCCUCGACUUAGCUACUACAAUAUACUCCAAUCAACAUGUAUUUUCUUUGUCAUCUCUUGGCGCUGUUAGUUUCUUGGUUCUUAGCCCUUUUUGUUGCUCGUAAAUACAAAAUAAGAAACAAAUCAAAUACAGACAAUGAAAUGUCAGCACCUAAAGCUCCAGGUGCGUGGCCCUUCAUAGGUCACCUCCAUCUGCUUAGUGGCCAGCUUCCCGUUUGUCGAACCCUUGGAAUCAUGGCUGAUAAAUAUGGUCCCAUUUUUCAACUGCAGCUUGGAUCCCAUCCAGCUCUUGUUGUCAGUAGUUGGGAAAUGGUUAAAGAUUGCUUCACAGCUGCCAAUGACAAAAUAUUUGCAAGUCGACCAAACAUUGCGCUAAGCAAGUACUUAGGUUACAAUGGUGCCCUUUUCGCUUUGGCUCCUUAUGGAUCAUAUUGGCGCAACAUACGUAAGAUGGUGACUCUUGAACUUCUAACUAACAGUCGCCUUGAGAAGCUGAAGCACGUCCGUACGUCAGAAGUGAAUUGUUGUAUUAAAGAAUUGUACUUUAAUUGUAAUAAUAGUAAUAAUCUUCCAGCACAAGUGAACCUAAGUAGCUGGUUUGAGAACAUAACUUGCAACAUAAUCAUCAGAAUGCUUGCUGGAAAGCGAUUUACUGGAUCCACAGAGGAAAUGCAUUUCAAAGAAUCUAUUAAGAAAGUGUUGUUCCUCGGUGGAACUUUUGUUUUUUCUGAUUCCAUUCCUUCGCUUGAAUGGAUGGAUAUCGGUGGGCACAUUAAAGCCAUGAAACAGACCUUUAAGGAAGUUGAUAGUGUCUUUGAUAGCUGGUUAAAAGAACACAUUCAGAAAAGAAAAGAUUGUCAUUCUAUUGGAGACCAAUCUGAUUUUAUUGAUGUCAUGCUUUCCACUCUUCCUGAGGAAACCAUGGAGUCUGGAUACUCCCGUGAAGCCAUUAUCAAGGCAACAACUUUGAUACUUAUAAUGACGGCAUCAGAGAGCACUGCGGAGACAUUAAUAUGGGCACUAUCUUUGCUAAUGAAUGACACUCAGUCAUUGAAAUUAGCCCAAGAUGAGCUAGACGUCCACGUAGGGAGAAACAGAUGGGUUGAAGAGUCUGACAUCAAGAACCUGCCAUAUUUGCAAGCCAUCGUAAAAGAAACGUUACGUCUCUACCCACCUGGUCCUUUAUCAGGGCCUCGAGAGGCCAUCGAAGAUUGUUAUGUCAGUAAGUAUCAUAUUAAAAAGGGCACUCGUUUGAUUGUUAACUUGUGGAAGCUUCAACGAGACUCGAGAAUCUGGGAAGAUCCCGAUGAGUUUAAACCGGAGAGAUGGUUCUUGAAGGAACAUAAAAACAUUAAUUUUAGAGGACAGAAUUUUGAGUAUAUUCCUUUUAGCUCUGGAAGAAGAAUGUGCCCUGGCUUGAUGUUUGGCACCCAAGUAGUGCAUUUGACGCUAGCCAAAUUACUUCAUGGAUACAAUAUUUCAAUGCCAAGGGAGGAAUCGGUAGAUUUAAGUGAGGGCUUAGGCAUUGCCUUACCUAAACUGAAGCCUCUUCAACUACUUAUUUCUCCCAGACUGGCUGUGGAACUCUACCAAAUUCUUUGAACAAAGAAUAUGCUGGUUGAGUGUGAUGGGUAUUCUUAGUGAAUAUGCAUGUUGAGUGUGAUGAGUAUCUUAGUGCUAUCAAAUCAGUGUUAAAUAUACCGUAUGUUUGCUAUUUUCAGUAA